CCACCUGCUCGUGUUGGUGCGCUGACAGGACGCACCAGUCCGUGACAGCGAUGCUUAAUGCAACACGCAGCACACCGUCGCCUGAGCGCACUUGCAACUCGACGGAGCAAUGCGCGGUCAUCGACCCAAUCCUGGCUUGUUCCGACCACCUGUGCAUCUGUCCGUCAUCCCCCGGCGAACCGAUGACUGACGGCGGGCUUUGCAACUCCACAGCCGCUGCCUUGCUGCCGCCUUCUCUGGGAGCGGCGUGCACUGCCGACGCCAACUGUUCGUCCUCGGCGCUGUGCCUGGCCGGACAGUGCAGCUGUCCGCCGGGAUUCCGACCCUGGGACGAGCACAACUGCACCGUCAUCCACGCCACAACGCCCGCGACCCACUGGAUGAGUCUUCUUGUGCUGGUUUCUGGCGCUGGGCUGAUCAUACUGUUCGUGUGCUGCCUCUGCAUCCUCGUUCACAGGAACAUCGCCACGCGUUGGACGAAGUACUACGAAGGCGGCAAGCAGUCUACGACGACGCUUGCAGUAUUGUCCCAAGCCAGCGUCGUUGACCGAACCUUGUCGAUUCAUAAGGCAACGUCGUCGCAGAACACCGACUCGGUGGGGGCGCAACAGCAGGCAGACAGCCCCGUGUCUCGUGACGCCGGCACGUCUACUUACGAUUUCAAAGGGCAGCCGGUGGCCGCUGACCACUCUUCGGAAACGACCAGCCAGCUCACCGAGCAGCGAGGCUUGCGCGCUGCACCCGACGAGUCCUUUGUGCGGCCAGUGCUGAGCUGCGAGGAAGCGCAGGCCAAGUACCCACACCUGAAAAGCUUGCUGUUGACGCCAUCGGCGGUCCAGCAGGAACACGGUGAAACGGCACAGUCGACGUCUUCUGAUCCGCCGGAUCACCCCGAGUUCUCGAAUCCCAGCACGGCUGAGGCGAGCUCCGGAGUCGAGAGUGAGCUGCCGUCGGCGCUGUCCACAUCUUCGAGAAGGCGCAAGCGACCUCGGGGCGCCGAGGCAGUCACCAGGCACGUGGUUUUCCCGGCUGAGCCUGCCACGUCUUCUAUGACGGUGGUGUACUACGAAAGUGAACACGAGCCGUUCGUACCAGCCCAGCCUGCCGACGCGACCAACCUGCAGUGGAGUUCCUUCGGCAGUUCCCUGGACUCGCUGCUCGGAACGCCCGUGGUAGCAUGCGUCCGCACUGUCAUGGACGACGCAGCGCUACACAGGACGCUGAAGAGUGGCAGCGAAGACACGUCGAUGCCUUCGGCGAUCAUUAGCAGGAAGCGUUCAGAAUGAACACUUGAGGACAGCAGAGACGACAACAAAUCGGAGGUCAAUGAACUCUGCGGAACUGGUGCGCUGGUGGCGUGCGUUUAUUUUUGAAUUCUGAACACUGAAAUAAUUUUUUAACGUGCUUUGACAACCAUGACGUGCUCGCAGGAAGAACUAUGACUACGAUUGUUAUCGCGUUUUCUUAGAUUUUUUUUAUCUCGCAGUUGGAGAGCGAUAUGUGCGGUACGUUAGGUUUACACGCUGACAAUAGUUCCUUAUGAAUGCUAAUUUUUUCUUUACCU
This is a messenger RNA of Rhipicephalus sanguineus (brown dog tick), 1564 nucleotides long. RefSeq lists its product as uncharacterized. Lineage: Eukaryota; Metazoa; Arthropoda; Arachnida; Ixodida; Ixodidae. The record is from RefSeq and is a predicted model, not a curated record. Bases 51 to 1286 code for a protein of 411 amino acids. The transcript has 7 exons.